UGAAAGUGUUGAUCAUUUUUGUCGACACGCUAUUGUCGGUCUGUUAUCUACUGGAUGUGUUCAUCUGAUCGAAGAUUUUUAGCUUAUAUUUAGCCGCUUUGACGGCUUAUAUCGCUGUUGAAAGCUGGAGGCAGGCGGUGGUUCGCAGAUAUGCACCCAGCAGGAUGGAGUUUAUGUUGCUCGUAUGAGAUGUGAUGAGAUGAUGAUGAUGGCCCAGGGGGAGAAAGAUCCAAAACACACCAACCAAGUCGUGCUGGUCAAGAGGAUAGUAAUGAAGCAUGACAAUCCGGUCCAGCAGGGAAUCGGAAAGCCCAGCGUGUAUCAUGCUGUUGUGGUCAUUUUUCUGGAAUUCUUUGCCUGGGGUCUUCUCACGACACCAAUGCUGACUGUUUUACAUGAAACAUUCCCUAAACACACUUUCUUAAUAAACGGUCUCAUUCAGGGCGUGAAGGGUCUGUUGUCUUUUAUGAGCGCACCAUUGAUCGGCGCCCUAUCAGACGUAUGGGGCAGACGAUCGUUUCUAUUGGUUACUGUAUUCUUCACCUGUGCCCCUAUACCUCUUAUGAGACUCAGUCCAUGGUGGUAUUUUGCCAUGAUAUCCAUGUCCGGUGCGUUUUCCGUCACCUUCUCUGUAAUAUUUGCUUACAUCGCAGACAUUACUGAUGAGCGCGAGAGAAGUACGGCAUACGGACUCGUUUCGGCGACGUUCGCAGCGAGUCUGGUGACGAGUCCGGCCAUCGGUGCGUAUCUCUCGGCCAGUUACGGUGAUAAUCUGGUGGUGCUGUUGGCGACUCUCGUCGCUCUGGCCGACAUCUGUUUCAUUCUGCUGGCCGUACCAGAGUCACUGCCCGAUAAGAUGAGACUCAAUACAUGGGGAGCGCCGAUCUCAUGGGAGCAGGCUGACCCUUUUGCUUCUUUAAGGAAAGUUGGACAGGACACAACAGUUCUUCUCAUUUGUAUAACAGUGUUUUUAUCGUAUCUGCCGGAGGCGGGGCAGUACUCCAGCUUCUUCCUCUAUUUACGCCAGGUCAUUAAAUUCUCGCCCAAAACGAUCGCCGUGUUCAUUGGAGUGGUGGGAAUUCUCUCCAUCCUGGCGCAGACGGUGUUUCUCACUUUAUUAAUGAGAACCAUUGGAAACAAGAACACGGUUCUCUUGGGUCUGGGUUUCCAGAUUCUUCAGCUGGCCUGGUACGGUUUGGGCUCUGAGCCGUGGAUGAUGUGGGCAGCCGGUGCUGUAGCCGCUAUGUCCAGUAUUACGUUUCCUGCCGUUAGCGCAUUAGUGUCCCACAAUGCAGAUCCAGAUAAACAAGGACUGGUUCAGGGAAUGAUCACUGGGAUUCGGGGUCUCUGUAAUGGUCUGGGUCCUGCGCUCUAUGGUUUCGUUUUCUUCCUCUUUAAUGUGGAGUUGGAUGCCCUUCCAUCAAUAGAAGAGCAGUACACCGUUCCUCUCCAGACGUCCACUGAGAAAAUGACAAUCCCCGGCCCACCGUUUAUCAUCGGUGCCUGCUCGGUGGUGGUGGCGUUUCUUGUCGCUCUCUUCAUACCGGAUCACCGCACACCACCGGAGACGUCCUGCCAAACCAGUAAGACCAGCACGAGCCUGGCCGGAGCCCACACCAACACCCCGCUGCCCGGGAGCGACGAAGACUUCGAACCUUUGCUGGAGGACAGCCACGUGUGACUUCAGCGAAAGAGAAACGAUAAGCCGCUUAACACAUCACAUACGACUCAUGUGUUCAGUGCUUAAUGUAUUUAUUCUUCAGAUUCUGUCGUUUUUAAGUUUUGAACUCAUUUGACUGCUCCACAUUGAACUGAAUGAACACACUAAGGGCUUUAUAAGAGGAAUGUGAUUGGCUUGAGUUUGAGGAACUCGGAUGUUUGUGGUUGGAUUGAAUCUUCUGAAGUUUCUUCUUUAAAGCUGUGAUCUUCAUGAAUGUGGAUAUUUGGGCAAAGUGCAGUAAACGGUCGUGAUGCUUGUGAGGUUUGAAGAGUAUUAUUAAUGUGUAAAAACUAAUAGAGCUGAAUUCUUACAAUAAUAUAUUUCACCCCAAAAUAAAAAGAAAUGAAGCAAACUACUGUAAUUGUUUUACUGUAUUACUUUAAUGUAAUACAGUUUUUUUACAAGACAAAAAUUUUAUUAAAUCAAUGAUCAGAAUUUGAAGCUACAUUUAAUGUCAAAUGCAAAAAUCUUUUUUGUGCAAAAUCUUUCUUUUGAUUAUGGGGUGAGAUGUGGCAGAUUUUGAAAGUGAAUUUGUUUCUUAACAUAAGCCUUAAAGUCACAUAUCAUGUGAGAAGAGUUUAUAAGGUAAGAAAUGAAUCUGGUGUUUGAUGUCAGACAGACUGAAGCAUCACAGGGUUGAUGUUGUUAUAUGUUUAAGUCUUUAUAUCAUGUGUGUGCGUGUGUAAUGCAGUACAUUUUAAAGUCAACAUGUAGGGGCGGUUACCCGGACACGGAUUAGACUAGUCCUAGACUAAAUAAAUGUAAGAGCUGUCCAAACUGAAAACUUGCACUGACAUAUCUUAAAAUACAUCAGUGCCCUUUAUUUUUCCCUUAAAAUGCACACAUGUAAUGUUUUAGUAAGGCAUGUUUGUUCAAACUAGUUAUAUUUCCUGAUUAAACUAAAGCCUAGUCGCGUCUUAAAAUAAUCGCUGUCUGGGAAAUCACCCCGUAAAGUUUACUACACAUUCCUUGUUUUCUUAGAGAUUCAUUUAUGAAUCCAGAAAUAUUUUUGUCUUUGUUAUCUUUUAUGAAAAUGUUAAGAUUUGCUCUGCCUCCAAAACAACUUUUACUUAAGUUUCAUUCUGUGCAAGAUGAAAUAUCGAGAUCGAUAGAUUAAAUCCGUUUUUUAUUCCUAUUUUAAUCAGAAACAAAAUGUUGCAAAUGCAGUUUCAUGUUGACUCUUUGAACAUUAGUAUUCAAUAGUGUUUUAAAUAAGUAAAUACAUUAUAUAUGCUUAAAAUAUUAUACUUGUACAUUUUUCUGUAAAUGUAAUUGUCUUCAUUUUUACACUCGAGAAGACUUGACUCAACAGUACCGUAGUUCAUUACAUUAUAAAAUGAAUAGACAUUUGUGACCUCGGACCACAAAACCGCAUGGGUAUAUUUCUAUCAAUAGCCAACAGUACAUUGCAUGAGUCAAAAAUAUCAAAAAUCAUUAGGAUAUUAAGUAAAACUCAUGUUCCAAGAAGAUCUUUUGUACAUUUCCAACUAUAAAUAUAUAAAAAAUGUAUCUAUCAUUAGUAAUAUGUGUCGCUAAGGACUUCAAUUAGACAAUUUUAAAGGUGAUUUUCUCAAUAUUUUGAUUUGUUGCACCCUCAAAUUGUUAUUUCUGCCAAAUAUUGUCCUAUUCUAACAAAACAUACAUCAAUGAGAGCUUGUUUAUUAUAUGAUGUAUAAAUCUCAUAUAAAAAAAUGACCUAUGAUUGGUUUUGUGGUCCAGGGUCACAUUUAUAAAAUAAUUAAAAAGUAGCCAACAUACAUACCAGCUACCUCAUGUUUGGACGUUUUGAGGAAUGAGGUGAAAUUUUGACUUUAAAAUAUUUUUUAAACUACUUUAAUUAUUUUGUUAAUGUUUAUAACCACAUUCCUUUGGUCCAGUAUGAAAUUAUUUGAGAUCUUUCCGAGAUAUGAUAGUAUGAACUCUCUUGACUGAUCCUUGUAUUGAUUGUGUCAAGGGCUGCCAAACGAUUAAUCUUGACUAAUUGCGACUAAUCGUUUGCAGAAUAAAAGUUUUUUGUUUACAUCAGAUUUAUGUGUGUGUGCACUGUGUAUAAUAUAAAUGCACACAGAUGCAAGUAUAUAUUUAGGAAAUAUUUACAUGUGUAUAUACAUUUUUAUAUUUAUAUAUAAUUUGUUAUAUAUAAUUAUAAAUGCGUAAAAUAUAAAUAGAUUUUUUUUCUUAAAUAUAUACAUGAGAGUGUGUGUGUAUAUACAUAAUUAUUAUCAUACAGACUACACACCCACAUAUACAUAUACAUAUAUAUAUAUGAGGUAAACAAAAAACUUUUAUUCUGCAAACGAUUAGUCGCAAUUAGUCACGAUUAAUCGUUUUGCAGCCCUAAUUGUGUCCCUCAUUAUUGAGGCUCAUAUAAGCUGAUGUGUUUGUAGGUGUUUAUGGCUUUUCCACACUGCUCAUUUGUUUUGAGUAAAUACUUUUGCAUUUACAGAAGGAUGCUUUCCAAAUGAAUUUGUGUGUGAAAAAAUUGUGUUUGAGAAAAGUUUCAGCCUGACCUGAGCUCAGUGAUUCCUGUUUGUCAAACACAUCCAUCAUUCCCUAACAGCACAACGGCAGCUUCAACAUCCCAUUCACUUCUUCUGUGACCCCUAAAACAGGCAGAAAAUAUCAUUAGCGUCUGAAUUUCCACACCUUCCUAUUAUUUAUUCUCAACCUUUGACCUUUAUUUGUGACUGUUUUGCAUUAUCAGAAUUUUCAAUCACAUUAUUAUGCAGCAAAGCAACGUGAAACUUUUGGUGUGAAGCUUGAAUCUGCCUGGUUGUGUGUGUGUGUGAUGGGCAAACGCUUUGUAGCGGCCCAUGCUUUGGGUUUUGUAUAUAGGACAAUGUGCACAGCUUGUAAUGUAAUAUAACAAUGGUCAUAUGAAUACUUUUAGGAUUGUACAGUAUUGUAUAUGUAUUGAAUAAUAGUAUUAAGGAAAAAACUUGUGUUACCUGUCGGACCUGAAAUAUUUUGGAUCAGUAUGACACGCGUCAGUCCAAAUGUCUUUUGAGCAGAUGAUACUAGUGCCGUCUGCGAAGCAUGUACUGUAUAAAGUCUUUUUAGUUUUUUUUAAAAGAUUACUUUAAACAUGUAUAUAUAUACUGAAUACAUGGAGCAGCUAUUACAGUUGAUAAAAGUGAUGUACAGGGACCUUGAUGUAUUUAUUGUCUGUAUUGUGGGAAUCUAUUAAAUAGUUGCAAAUGUUCAAUAAAUAACACUGACAAUGUGUGACGUCA
This is a messenger RNA of Misgurnus anguillicaudatus (oriental weatherfish), 4953 nucleotides long. RefSeq names its product major facilitator superfamily domain containing 14Ba (gene slc71a2a). The record is from RefSeq and is a predicted model, not a curated record. NCBI's taxonomy places the organism in Eukaryota, Metazoa, Chordata, Actinopteri, Cypriniformes, Cobitidae. Gene Ontology annotation, biological process: transmembrane transport. Gene Ontology annotation, cellular component: membrane. Gene Ontology annotation, molecular function: transmembrane transporter activity.